AGCUCUGUCUAGAAGCAGCACUCCAGCGGAGCAGAGCAACUAAAACUAGUCAAAGUCUAUGCAUUAAACUAUUUGAUUUCAAUUCAAAUUCAGUUUCGGUUCGAAUGCGGAUUUUGUUUUGAUUGGAAAUUGGAAACAGCCGAUGUGGAUUAACCGUUAACCCGUGCUCCGAAAGCCCGUUAAAGAACCGCAAAAACAAAAAAGGAGCUGAAAGAGAAACAAAAGGCAAACGCAGAGUAGACGGAACUAACACACACGAUCCAGCAAAAAUGGCGCAACCAUUGAAAUUCUACUUUGAUUUCCUGAACCAAUCCAGUCGGGCACUCUACAUAUUCCUGGAGGCCUCCAAGAUACCGUUCGAGGCGAUACCCAUAUCGAUGCUCAAAGGCGAACACUUGACGGGUGAAUUUCGGGACAAGGUGAACCGAUUCCGUAAGCUGCCAGCGAUCACCGACCAUGGCUACCAGCUGUCGGAGAAUGUGGCCAUCUUUCGGCAUUUGGCGCGGGAGAAGCUCGUGCCGGAGCACUGGUAUCCGCGGAGACAGCUCGGACGCAGCCGCAUCGACGAGUACUUGGCCUGGCAGCAAACGAACAUGGAUGUGGCCUGCACGGACUACUUCCAGCAGAAGUGGCUGGUGCCGUAUCUGCAGAAGACGCGUCCAAUGGAGAAUGCGGUGAAUGUCGCUGGCAAGCAGCUGGAGCACACGCUCAAUGAUUUCGAGCAGCUCUUCCUCAACUCGCGCAAAUUCAUGAUGGGUGACAACAUCUCGUUUGCCGAUCUCAGUGCCAUCUGUGAGAUCGAUCAGCCCAAGUCUAUUGGCUUCAAUGCCUUCCAGAAUCGCAACAAGUUGGCGCGCUGGUACGAGGCUGUGCGCGACGAGCUGGGGCCCUACUACAAGGACGUUCACGGGGAGUUCGAGGCCAAGCUGAAGCAGAGCGGCAGUAGCAAUCAGGGCGUGGCCCAGGCCCUGAAGCAGUAAAGAGAGCCAGCCGCCCCAGGAUCCAAAACCACCACAAAACUUGAUUAGUUUUAACGAUUAUUAAUUAUUAAUUCUCUUU
This is a messenger RNA of Drosophila guanche, 1059 nucleotides long. It is a transcript of the gene GstT4, whose product is annotated as glutathione S-transferase theta-3. Gene Ontology annotation, cellular component: cytoplasm. The coding region runs from base 270 to 980 and encodes 236 amino acids. The transcript is spliced from 4 exons. Gene Ontology annotation, molecular function: glutathione transferase activity. Lineage: Eukaryota; Metazoa; Arthropoda; Insecta; Diptera; Drosophilidae. Gene Ontology annotation, biological process: glutathione metabolic process. The record is from RefSeq and is a predicted model, not a curated record.